AUGGCACACUUAACACCCCAGGAGCUGAAAAAAGUCUUCCAAUUUCAGAAACCAGAGGGUCGGGAGCACCUACGGAGGCUGCUGAACUGGGAGAAGUUUGACGAGGUGGGAGACUCCCGCAAAAGCAUCUUGCUGGAUACCCUCUACGAAAGCAUCAUCUUUGCCGUGGGCAAAGGCUUUCCAUGGGUGGAGGUGGUCGAGGUGGUGAAGUUCACAGAAGAGAUACUUAAGGAAACCAAAGGCUGCUCCAUCACCGAGGCUGUGACGAUCCUAGGGAACAAGCUCAGAGACUACCAGGGGCAGUUCAACACCACCCACCUGCUGGCCCUCUGCGACUACUUCCACAACACCUUCCUCCGCCACUACAAACUCUACCAGUACGUCCUGGGCCAGGACCAGGAAGUCAACCUGACGGUCACCCACCUGGAGGUGUGCUCGCCACCCGAGCCCCUCCCGCUGGCUGAGGGUAAGGACAGCGACCUGUGGAAGCAUGAGCAGCAGGUGGCCGAGUUCAGCAUGGAGGAGGUGCAGAAGCGCACCAACAUGCUGCUCCUGAAGGAGGCGCUGCACCUGGAGCAGGAGCACAAGCUGCAGCAAUAUUUCUCGGAGGAGGAGCCAGCACAGCAGGGCCGGGUUCUGAAGAGAGAGGAGUUAGAGAAUCUCAUCAAGGAGGCCAUUCACAUCCAGAUCGAGUGCCUGCAAGAGCUGCUGCAGUAUGAAAUACAGGUAACUUACGAUAUUUUGGACCUGAAACUUCGGAAGAAGACUUUAAAGCUCAACGCUCCUGUCCCUUUCCCACUGUCCAUCACUGGCCAGCCAGGCCAAGAUGAAUCUCUAAAGUUCAACAAAGCAAACAAAGGAAAGAAAGAAAAAGGAAAGAGAGCAAAAGGCAAGAAGUAGAAGACCCCUCAUGUCCAUUGUCUACAGACACUGAUCAAGGAAGAGCCGUUCCUCAAUCAUUAUUGUGCAUUAUGUGAU
Phyllostomus discolor (pale spear-nosed bat) is the source of this 978-nucleotide messenger RNA. It is a transcript of the gene C8H8orf74, whose product is annotated as chromosome 8 C8orf74 homolog. The record is from RefSeq and is a predicted model, not a curated record. The coding region runs from base 1 to 900 and encodes 299 amino acids. Lineage: Eukaryota; Metazoa; Chordata; Mammalia; Chiroptera; Phyllostomidae. The transcript is spliced from 4 exons.